Molecule: messenger RNA, 8862 nt
Organism: Cervus elaphus (red deer)
Lineage: Eukaryota; Metazoa; Chordata; Mammalia; Artiodactyla; Cervidae
Gene: GMEB1
Product: glucocorticoid modulatory element binding protein 1
Exons: 10
Coding region: 610-2301 (563 amino acids)
Biological process (GO): positive regulation of transcription by RNA polymerase II
Cellular component (GO): nucleus
Molecular function (GO): DNA-binding transcription activator activity, RNA polymerase II-specific; RNA polymerase II cis-regulatory region sequence-specific DNA binding
Source: RefSeq, a predicted model, not a curated record
UGGACACAGCAUUUAUUAAACAGCCAUACAAUGCAAAUCAUCUUUCUUUUUCCAUGCAACUUAGUUUCAGAAUGCUUGAUGAAGUGUAAUGGCUGGUUGCAAAGAAAAUAGAUGAUUCUUACUUUCUAAGCACUUACUGUUUGGGAUGGAUCUAGUGAUGUGUUGUAUACCAGCUCUCUAGAAUAAAAAAUACCCUGAUUUGUAAUGCUUGCCAAUUUCUUUGGUGCAUGUACUCCCAGAAUCACUGAUUUCAAGCUACCAACUUGAUGUUGCUAAACUGGGAGUUGGAAAGAGAUGUACACAGUUGGCUUCCCCUAUGACUCAGUGGUAAAGAAUCCACCUGCAGUGCGGAAGAUGCAAGAAAUGCGGGUUCAAUCUCUGGGUUAGGAAAAUCCUCUGGAGUAGGAAAUGACAACCCACUCCAGUAUUCUUGCCUGGAAAAUUCCGUGGACAGAGGAGCCUGGCAGGCUACAGUCCAUGGGGUUGCAAAGAGCUGGACAGGACUGAACGACUGAGCACACAUGCACGUGCACAGUUGGUUCUCAGGAGCUGGUAGAGCUGCCUGCAGCAUACCACUGGCAUUCCCAGCUAUCUGACUUCAUGUGAAAGAUGGCUAAUGCAGAAGUGAGUGUCCCAGUGGGGGAUGUGGUUGUGGUACCCACUGAAGGAAAUGAAGGGGAGAACCCUGAAGACACUAAAACCCAAGUGAUCUUGCAGUUACAGCCUGUGCAACAAGGGAUUUAUGAAGCUGGACCUGAGAACAAUACGGCAGUUGUGGCAGUAGAAACUCACACAAUACACAAAAUUGAAGAAGGGAUUGAUGCAAGCACUAUAGAAGCAAAUGAGGAUAUGGAAAUUGCUUACCCCAUAACUUGUGGGGAGAGCAAAGCCAUUCUCCUUUGGAAGAAGUUUGUAUGUCCAGGAAUAAAUGUAAAGUGUGUCAAGUUCAAUGAUCAGUUGAUCAGCCCCAAGCAUUUUGUUCAUCUGGCUGGCAAAUCCACCCUGAAGGACUGGAAGAGAGCUAUUCGUCUGGGUGGAAUCAUGCUCAGGAAAAUGAUGGACUCCGGACAGAUUGAUUUUUACCAACAUGACAAGGUUUGCUCCAAUACCUGCAGAAGCACCAAAUUUGAUCUGCUAAUCAGCAGUGCAAGAGCGCCAGUGCCAGGACAGCAGACAAGUGUGGUGCAGACACCCACUUCGGCCGAUGGUAGCAUCACACAGAUUGCCAUCUCAGAAGAGAGCAUGGAAGAGGCAGGGCUGGAAUGGAACUCAGCUCUCACUGCUGCUGUCACCAUGGCCACAGAGGAGGGCGUGAAGAAAGACUCAGAGGAAAUUUCAGAGGACACUUUGAUGUUCUGGAAAGGAAUAGCUGAUGUAGGACUGAUGGAAGAGGUUGUCUGCAACAUACAGAAGGAAAUAGAGGAGCUACUUAGGGGAGUUCAGCAGCGGCUCAUCCAGGCUCCCUUCCAGGUCACAGAUGCUGCUGUUCUUAAUAAUGUAGCACAUACAUUUGGCCUAAUGGACACAGUCAAGAAGGUUUUGGACAAUAGGAAGAACCAAGUAGAACAGGGAGAAGAGCAGUUUCUCUAUACUCUCACAGACUUGGAACGCCAGUUGGAAGAACAGAAGAAGCAAGCCCAGGAUCACAGGCUGAAAUCCCAGACAGUUCAAAAUGUGGUACUGAUGCCUGUGAGCACUCCUAAGCCUCCCAAAAGGCCCCGGCUCCAGCGGCCAGCCUCCACCACCGUCCUGAGCCCUUCUCCUCCUGUCCAUCAGCCUCAGUUCACAGUCAUCUCACCCAUCACCAUCACGCCAGUGGGUCAGUCAUUUUCCAUGGGCAAUAUUCCAGUGGCCACCCUCAGCCAGGGCUCCAGUCCUGUGACUGUCCACACACUGCCUUCUGGCCCUCAGCUCUUCCGUUAUGCCACAGUGGUCUCCUCAGCCAAGAGCAGCUCACCAGACACAGUGACCAUCCACCCUUCGUCUAGCUUGGCGCUGCUAAGCUCCACCGCCAUGCAGGAUGGCAGUACCCUGGGCAACAUGACCACCAUGGUGAGCCCUGUGGAGCUGGUGGCCAUGGAGUCUGGCCUAACCUCGGCCAUCCAGGCGGUUGAAAGCACCUCAGAGGAUGGGCAGACCAUCAUUGAGAUUGACCCAGCCCCAGACCCAGAGGCUGAGGAUGCUGAGGGCAAAGCAGUCAUUUUGGAGACCGAACUGAGGACUGAGGAGAAAGUCGUGGCUGAGAUGGAGGAACACCAGCAUCAAGUCCACAAUGUGGAGAUUGUGGUCUUAGAGGAUUAACUGGGGGUCUCGGGGCCAGGAGAUACGUUUUGGUUUGGAAUUUUAAUUAUUUGUUUAUUUUUAUCAUUGUCCCACUCAUUUCCACAUAGGAUCCUUUUUUUAAAAAACAAGAUCUGAUUGUUGUAACUGAACAUGUCGGGUCCCUUCCAGCCCCUCACUGAAAAAUGGACAAAACAAGCUGCCCUUCUGGAAGUUGAGAGUAGGUCAUUCAAUGUCCUAACCAUCUUACACCAAGAGAGUUAUUUCUUUGAGGGGAGGCAUCAAGAUAACCCGAAACCCUAUCCAGAAGUCACUUUCCAGGCUAGUCUCUCUGUGUACACACGUGGUUUUAGUCUCAUAAAGGUGCAUUGACCAAACCAGGGAACACAGAUCUGACCCUGGAAGGCAACCCACUCACACAUGGAUGCAAAAGUAUACUUAAUUUUGUAUCCUGGAACAAGCCCUCAGAGGCCAGUGCAAAACCCUCAAACAAAAGUGAGUUGAACUCUGCUUCAAGGGAAAGGUAACAGACUAGCAGAAGCUUAAAAAGGGAAGUGCUUUGGCCAGGAUGGGGCAAGGAAAUUAUCUUACUUCCAGAAGUGCAACUGAUGCCUCUUGUUAUCUCUUGAGGGUUACCACCAUGGGUGCCAUUUUGAGGCAAUGCCAGUGUUAAGCGGAAGGGUACAUUUUCACCAAGUAGGUGGCGUCAGGGACCUGCAGCUUGGCAGAGAUAAGAAUCCAGAGAUGUCACAGCUGUCCUUUGGGGCUCAGGCUUACCUUGCAGCCUGCUCUGUCAAAGCACUUAGCCUCCUAGUCCAUUCAUUUGCAAACUGUGUGAUGUGGUAUAAAAUCGCUCUGGUCCUUAGACUGUGGCUGUUCGGGGGGUGGGGCUCCAAGGCCAUCAUUUUUAUUGCAUGACUCCAGGAGCAGGAGAGUUCCUCUUCCAGACCAGCUGCCCUUUUUUGUGGGGCCCUUUCUUGACUUUGGAACCAAAAGCAGCCACUUCUUUGGUGCUUCCUCUUGUUUUCCCCUCUAUCCCUCAAUGGUUAAUGGCAUCUGUCUCCUGGAUCCCACGCUCUUCAGCUUUUUGGCUGAUUCAGAGAACAGUGACAGGUGGCUGCCUGCCUUCAUCCCCUUUUAGAUUCAUUUAUACCAUUUAUACCACAGAUGUUUCUGUGAGAUAUUGAGCUCAUAAAAGACCCUUAGGUUUGGCAGGGAGGACUCAACACCCCAGUCUGUCAAAUAGAUGUCUCCUCCUGAGCGAGCUGGACUCCCUGGGAAAGAAGCAUUGUCUGCAGCAUUAUAUUAUAGGAAGUGUACCAGGAAUGUAAUCAUAAUGUCUUUGGGUGGGGAGGGGGUAUUUUGUUUUGUUCUUUUUUAAAUGUUUUUGUAUAUUUGGAGCUGGGCCCAUUUUCUGUGCUGUGAUUCUUUCUCUUUGACCAUCUUCAGUGUUUGGGGCAAGAGUGGACCCUGGUUUUUAUUUCUAAAGAUUGCAUUGUUUACUGCACUAGGAAAAAUGUAGGGAAACUGCAGACCAUUUAAAGGAAAAGUAGGUCAAAAAAGAAAGCACACAACUUAGGAGUGGGAGGUCUUUUUUUUUUUUAAUUAAAAACAAAACUUUGACCUGUAGUUUCCUUCUUUUUUUUUUGAAGGCACCCACCUGAAGCCAUGUUUCCUCCAAUGGAUGUUGGAAACCCUAUUGUUAAGCAAGUGAAAACUGCGUUCUGCCAUCCCUCCGAUAGCUGUGCAUAGCUAGGGAAGCCUUCUAACUUGGAAGGGUUAAUCUUAAAAGGCUUAAGGGUGAAAUUUCUGAGUCCCAUGCAGUUGUGGUUUUCAGCUUUAAGAUUGUCCAGGGUUUUGUUUUUCUUUUCAGAAUAGUCAUUAGACAUAGCAAUCAAUUUAGGACAAAGCUUUGGCCCUUAAUAUAUCUUUAGUGAGGGAAAUGACUUUUAUUUCUUGCUUCUUUAGAUUUUCUGUUGGUACAUAAAAACAAAAUUUCUGCCUAAGUCUAAAACUACUACUUGAACCUAGAACGGCACAUGUCAUCCCUAUUGUGGCUUUUAAGGAUACUUUUCUCUUUCCCAGAGACAACAGGCUUAACUCUGGACAGAGGAGGAGCCUUAGAGAACACCUACGCGCUAGCUCAGGUUCCUUUCUUUCUUGUUUCAGAGAUGUUGGUACUGUUUUAAAGUAGUGUGAGCAUCAUGCUUCCUAAGUCAAGAGAUCGCCUCCUAAAGACAGAGCCUGUUUACUUUCACUCUGAAUAUUCCACAUGGUGGAAAUACAUGAGCUUUGUUGUUUUCCUGGUCUUCCAAUAGCCUGUCAUUAUUGCUGUGUACCCGUUGUUGAGUGUGGGUUUCCUCAUAGCCCUGGUCUAAAUGAUCUCAGAUGGGGUGAGACACAUGCAAGCCACUGGCAUGUGCACAAGCAGUUGCAAUGACUCAUUCCUCAGGCUGAGCUUUCAGCAGCCAUCUAUCUUUCUGUUCGUUCACUAAGUGAAUGUUUGUAAGUGUCACCUAUGUGCCAGGCUUUGUGCUAGGCACUCCCAGUACAGAGAUGAAGGUCGCUCAGUCCAUGCACUCAAGGAACUCAUUCUCCAGAGACUGUCUGGAGUUAAGAACUAUAUUUCAAUAUAAUUGGUUUCCUUUGUAACUCUAUGUAUUUUAGUUCAUGCACUGAUAAAUAUUGUUCCGAGAGCUGGUCCAUAGAUUUCAGAAGGCUACCAAAGGUACAAAAUGGUUAAGCCUUUCUCUAGGGAGAUACUGAAGCUAAUCAUCCGAUGGGAUAAGUGCAGUGACAGAGCUCUUGGCUAGGAGAAGCGAGAACAAAGGGUCAAGCAUCUAACCCAGCUUGGAGGCAGGGAUCAGUAAAUAACGGGAGUACUUUCUGGAGAAGAUGUAUACCUCACCUGAUUUAGGACAGAUCAUUUUUGGCUACUUUUUUGCAUUCCAUUUUCAAGUUGUUGGACUUAAGUAUACAAGAAAGGGGGAAAAAUCCGCUGUCUUGUUGCUUCUGCCUCCAGAGCUAGGCAGAGUCAGCAGCUCAGACAGUCUCUCCUGAGGGCACUCCACUGGAGAAAGCCCAGUCAUGCAUCAGCUUCUCUGAGUUUCCAGCAGAUGAAUCCAGUACAGGACUGGACUUUUAGCUGGUAGAAGGUAAAUGCCCCAAACGUUCUUACCAUGUGGUUUUCACAAAGGCCUCAGAAGCAACUGUUCAGCUGUCUUGCCUUGGCCAUGCCCCUGUCUGGCGCAUGCCUGUUCUCUUCCCCUUUUCAAUUUCCAGGCUCCGUCCCUGGCCCCUUCCCCAAUUAAAACAAAGCUCCCUGCCAUUCCGAAGUUAAAAAGGAACAAUAGACUUGAAUAUUUAAGAUUUCAAGCUGCUUCAUGUGGAGUUUCUUUUAUGCUUCUGUCCAUGUUUGGGAAGGAAGACCAGAAUUAAUCCAGAUACCCUCAAAUUUAACAUUCUGUUCAGGUGGAUUGACUGUUUAGUGGUGGCAUUUUAAUCCAUUUCAUGAAAGGCAUUAAAGGUAAGUCUGCAUGGUGGGAAGUACUGGUAACAUUUGAUGAUAAAGAUAGUGAAAUCAAGCAUGAAACAUGGAACUCCUAGUUCAUUGAGUUAUAACUGGCCCACAACUCUCAAGGAGGCAGAAAGGACAAAAGGUUGAAUUCUCAAAAUAGGCAUGAGCUGUGAUUCACUUGGGUAAUACUCCUGAGAAAAUAGUCCUUUCUGAGACAAAUCAGAUUCUAGGUUAGCUAGCCCCUCCCUUUUCAGUCAACUUACGUAGUAAGUUGAUCACAGACCCCUCACACCUUGGAUACCUCCUCCCUGGGAAAUUCUUGUGUAGUCUGUAACAUACUACAGUAAUAAGCAAGGCUGAUGUGCUAGACAAAGGAUCAGUUCUGCUAGACUGGCAUUGUCUGCCCCUGGUAUUCUCUUCUUAGAUAGCCUUAAUUGAGUCAUUUCUAGGUUUCCUUGCCAACCUGAAACACCUUUCUUAGUCCCAAGCUAGGCAAUCUCGCUUCUCUAGAAGGUUCUACUUUCCUUGAACAUCCUCAUCACGUUCCACCAUCCUCCUUGCUUUGGAGAAACCAGUGUGACUUAGUUCCCAAAUCCUGCCCUGUUAGUAACUCUACCUUUCUUAGCAACAACUUUCUUAUCAACAACUCAACUCAAGACAAUCAUUUCCUUCUAAGGAGACCCCAAGACCCAAACCUCACUGUACAUCCAGAGAUUUCAGUCUUCACUCUAGAACAGCCUUCUUAACUCUAGUCAUUGCUUGAACUGAGGCAUCUUUGGGAUAUGCUUGUACUUGAAGUGCCUCAGAACACAGAUUCUAAAAUCUAUCACACACCUGAUCAAUUCUCUACCUAUGGUCCAUGGCCCAGGCUAAGACAUGCCUGUUUGCUGGAUAAAUUAUUGCAGCCCAGUAUGAUUCCUACUACAUCUUCAUAACUACCUGAAAUUUCUGUUGUGUCUAUGAGCCUCCCAACCUGAAGACUCCUGAAGCCCUCUCAUCCUAAAGUAGGCCAUACCAUACUUUGAAAUUGCCUCUGGAUUCUCCUCCUGCUUCUUUGUGCCUUUACUAGUAACUGUGGUUUAUGAUAUGGUAUACGUGGGUUGAUUUUUCUAGUUUGAGAACAAGUGGACAUUAGCACUGGAUCACAUAUAAAGGUAAAUCUGAGGCUGGGUAGUGAUCCAGAAGGAAAGAUGGGUUCCUCGUUGGACUUUAAUGUAGGAGCUUCUGUAAAAGGGGGUGUUACCUGCAUUUCAAAGUAUGUUUUUAAAAAAAGCCCCAAACUUCUCAGUUGUUUUCUCUAAAGAAAUAUAUGUGUUGUAGAGCAAACUGGAAGCCCACAGCUCUGAAUCAGCCUUGAGAUUUACUUUGGCCCAUAUUUUUGUUUUAACUUUUUUUGAAAAAAAAGUUCAUUUAUUUGGCUGCAUUGGGUCUUAGUUGCAGUUGUUUUAACUUUUUAUUGACAUAUAAAUGCAUACAGGAAAGUGCAGUUUGAUAAACUUAAAUUGAACAUACCCACGAAAUCAGCUUUCAGAUCAAGGGGGGGAAAAGUAAAAAACAACCCACCAGCACUUCUCCCAGACAGUGUAACCGCUAUCUACGUCUCUAACAUCAUAUCUUAGUUUUACCUAUUUCUGAACUCUUUUGGGACUGGCAUUUUUUCUCUCAACAUUAUGUUGUAAGAUUCACCCAUAAUGUGUGAAGUGUAGUUGAUUACUUCUCUUUGCUGUGUAGAGACUAUUUUUACUAUGUCACAACUGAUUGGCACGUGGGUAGCUUCCAUUAUGGGGCUGUUAUAAAUAAUGCCUGUGAAAAUUCUUUUUUGGGGGCGGGGGAGGGGCACUGUGCCAUGUGGCUUUCCAUAUCUUAGUUCCCUGACCAAUGAUUAAACGCAGUCCUGACAGUGAAAGCGCCAAUCCUAACCACUGAACCACCAGGGAAUUCCCACCUUCGGAUAUUCUUGUACCUGUCUUUUGAUGAACAAAUCUGUGCAUUUAUGUCUACAUGCGUGCAUGCUUAGUUGCUCAGUCUCGUGUCUGAUUCUUUGUGACCCCAUGGACUGUAGUCGGCCAAGCUUCUCUGUCCUUGGGAUCCUCCAGGCAAGCAUACUGGAGCGGGUUGCCACUUCCUCCUCCAGGAGAUCUUCCUGACCCAGGGAUCAAACCCGGUCUUCUGCAUCGCAGGCAGAUUCUUUACCAUCUGAGCCACCAGGGAAGCCCCGUUUAUGCCUACGCAGAGUUUUAAACAUAGGAACAGUUCACAUGAAAAAUUUAGGAUAAACCUUUUCUUUAAACAAUAGCAACAACAAAAACCAAAGCCCAGAAGAUCUGACAACACUGGGUCCACAUUUCCUCACAGCAGCACCAGACUGGAACUGAGGCCUGUGUUAGGUGGACCAUGGCUUCUUAACAGACACUGUUACUCCCUAUUACAAACCCAAAUCUAUUAAUAUUUAUUUUUUGUAGCUUAUUUUUUGAUUCAAUAGUCUCAAGCACACUCUUCCCCUCAGAUAGCUGCAGAGCUUAUUAUUAAUACCUCAUUUCCUUUCAAGUCUCUGUUCACAUGUUCCCUUAUCAGAGAGGACUUCCUUGAUUACCCACCCUAUGAAAAGUGGCAAUUUCCUUCUGCACUGUGCUUCCCACAUUCCUUUACCCUGCUUUAUCUUUCUUUCUUUUGCUAUCACCUGAUAUACAUGUAUUUUUUUCUCCCCCAACUAGAGUGGAAGCUCCAGGAGAGCAGGGACCUUUCUCACCUCUUGGUCACUGCUGUUUCUGCAGUCCCUGGAACAGUGCCUGGCAUGUAGUAGAGGCUGGAUAGAUAUUUGAUGCAUGAAUAAUAAUAUUAAUAACAAUAAUAGCCAAUACUUAUGGAAGGAUAACUAUGUACCAAGCAUUGUUCUGAGCACUUUACAUUGUUAAUCCACUUGAUCCUCACUACAGUCCUGCGUGGUCAAUAGCAUUGUUUACAUCAUUUUACAAUGAGGAAACAUUUAUAUUCUACUCAAAACAACAGAUACAUUUGAAGCAUUGUAUAUGGGUCAAACUUAUUAAACAGAGUCUUUAAAUGUG